Molecule: messenger RNA, 866 nt
Organism: Caenorhabditis sp. 36 PRJEB53466
Lineage: Eukaryota; Metazoa; Nematoda; Chromadorea; Rhabditida; Rhabditidae
Source: the annotation of a GenBank genome assembly
AUGGCUAGUUAUGUCGAACUUUUUCGAAGAGAAAGCUCCGACAAGUUUAGAUCGUAUCAAGAAUUUAUUCCGACUUUCGAUACCAGUGAGCUCUUGUUUUUCAAAAUUUUGGCUGAUUUUACAAUUUUUCAGUGGUAAAUGCGGUGAAUACCGAAUUAAAGAGCAUGAGUGAAAAACUCGAACAAAUCUCGAUCGCCCAGAAAAACUUGGGCUUCAGUUGCAAUGAGUCCUGCAUGAACUGCUGUCCGGACUCGCUCCACGCACUGCUCGGCAUUGCCAUUCAGAAAAAAGAGGAGAAAUUGGAGGCAACGAUGCAAAAAGAGCAGAAAGAGCCCAUCGAAACACCGGAGACAACUCAACAAUCACCAAAAAAGCCAGAAACUGUGCGUUUUGAAGCGUUUUAAAACUUUGACAGUAUAUUUUUUAGAAAACAAAAGAAGUCAGCAGUGCACGAAUUGUGGCGCUAAUCACCGAAGAAGAGUACAAAGCGAUUCCAAAAUAUCAGCUCGGCCGGUUCACAGUUGACAGUUUGAAUGAGAUUGUCAACAAAAUGGACGAAUUUCUAAUGAAGAAGAGCGCGAUUCUCGGGAAAAGCAACAAGCAGCUGACCAGAUUGGACAGAGAAUUACUCGAUCUGUGGAGAGAACAGGUUUUGUUCCGAUUCAAAGUCUCCUCAACAUAAUUUUUUAAAGGAAUCCAAGGCCAAAUCCCGUCUUCCAACGCUGCUGUUCUUCUUGGAAACAGACAUUCGACCUCUUCUCCAGGAACGGAUCCGUCCGUCGUUUGCGAAAGCGAUGCCUUGCCUCAGGCACAUCCGACGGAUCCGCGAGGAACGACACGGUCCCCUCACCUUCUACUUCCCAUGA